GUUUUCUCUACUAGCUAGAUAGCACAGACACAAAGUCCACAUAGGCUAUAUGGUACAAAUUUAUGAAAACAAAAUGUCGCGUUUUGGUCUUAAUUUAAGGUUAGGCAUAAAGUGAGCAAUGUGGUAAAGGUUAGGACUGAGAUUAGGUUUAGCUGUAAAAAUCUGCUUUUAAGAAGAUAGAUUGUAGAAAUGGGCGGUGUUUAUGAGUUUGUGGCUGUGGUAGCUAGUGUCGACCAUCCCGAACCGAACUGGAGUUAGUGGUUUUCAGGAAAGGACACGCAUAGGAUUUCAUAAUGACAGAGCGGGUCAACAACUUCCCACUGCUGCCGAAGUUCCUGCGAAUCAAGCCCUGCUUUUACCAGAAUGUGGAGGAGGAGAUCCCAGCCCCGCACCGACAGCUGGUGCGCAGGGUCUACAACCUCUGGAUGUUGUAUUCAGUCACACUGUGUGUGAACGUGGUGUCAUGUAUAGCUUGGUGGGCAGGAGGGGGAAGUGCAGCCAAUUUUGGCCUUUCCCUGCUCUGGGUUCUUCUCUUCAGUCCGUGCAGCUACACAUGCUGGUUUAGACCUCUCUACAAGGCCUUUCGAGCUGACAGUUCCUUCAACUUCAUGGCCUUUUUCUUCAUCUUCUUCCUCCAGUGUGUUUUCGCUCUCAUUCAGACGGUGGGCAUCUCUGGUUGGGGUGCUUGUGGUUGGAUCGCGACAGUGCUGUUUUUCAGCUACAACGUGGGUUCUGCUGUAGUCAUGCUAUUCUCAGCUCUGCUCUUUACUCUGGUGACUGUGUUGAUGGGAUUGGUUCUCAUCAGGGUUCAUGGGAUGUACCGUGGCGGAGGGGGCAGCUUUGAGCGUGCACAGGAAGAGUGGACCACUGGACUCUGGAAGAGCGCCCCUGUGAGAGAGGCCGGCUUCAAUGCUAUCAAUGAAACUGGCCCAAGCCUACCCCAAUACCCCGCUGUGCCAAGCUACCCAGACAAUGGCCCCUGGUAAAUAAAACUCUAAGUGGACUCUAGAUGGAGAAAGAGCACUUUAUUCCAUGGCAUGCAAGAUAGUCCACCACGCCACACUAGGACAAUCUCACCGUGACACUAUAUGAAAUGCAUAGCGGGAAUUUAAGUAAGAAUGUUAAGGGGAAAAAAGGCAUAAUCAGCUGACUUUAUUCAGCAGUACUUUGUUUUAGACUUAAGAGGCCACUGUUAUAGACAUUGUUUACUGGAGUGGGAAUCUUUUCCAGGGAAAUGCAUUUAAGCCUUAUAUUGUUGGAAAAAUAUGAUCCAUUACAUGUUUACAUUUAUUUUCUACUCUCAAAAUAUUAAUCUGUUCCCUCAUAUUUGAAAUAGCGACUGAAAAAAAAUGAUUUUCUUUUGUACUUGGAGAGCAAGGGGUCUUUAUAUUACAGAAGCAGAAUUAACUGUUCAACAAAAUUGAUAUGUCUGAAACAGAAAAGAAGCAAGGUGAUUCCAAAGUUGAUUUUGGAUCAAUUUUGGCAGCCAUAUUCAGUGAUCAAUUCUUGCCAGUACAAUACUGUACUUCAUGAAAUCAACAAAAGCCUUAACACUACUGGACAUGACUGAAGGAUCAGGGUCCUCUCCUUGAAGUUGGAAAUAUGGAUGUUUAUAUAGUGCAUUUUUUUAUUUAGUGAUGAGAUGUAAUAUCAAUAAAAAACUAAAUACAAGUG
Molecule: messenger RNA, 1674 nt
Organism: Oncorhynchus masou masou (cherry salmon)
Lineage: Eukaryota; Metazoa; Chordata; Actinopteri; Salmoniformes; Salmonidae
Product: secretory carrier-associated membrane protein 4-like
Exons: 7
Coding region: 294-986 (230 amino acids)
Biological process (GO): protein transport
Cellular component (GO): recycling endosome membrane; trans-Golgi network membrane
Source: RefSeq, a predicted model, not a curated record